UUCGCUUCGUGCCGGGAAGCCGCUUCAUAACUCAAAAGUUUAUGCGGACUUUUGAGUUAAUUCGUUUGGGGUUCGGAGUAGGAGUCUACUCCGAGGGUGGGGGCUUAGGUUUCAUCAUCAUCACCUUUCAUCAUUUCAUUAAUCAUCAAGAAAAAAAAAUACGUAAGACAUGGCUGUAUGGGCAUAGUUCCCUUUGCCUUACCCUUCGGGGAAAAACAAAACAAAAAAAAAAAAAAAAUUGUCUGGUAGAAAUUCUGAAUUUUUUAGAAUUAUUACCUGUAAAUCCGACAAAAUUACGUCUCAGUGGAUAAAAUUUUGUGUACCGUUAGGUUGCUUCUUAAUUUUAUCAAAUAUGGCUUGGCGGAGCCAUGGAAUAAACAAUGUCGAUAUGGUUCGGAACCUUCGCGCCAACGGCAUCAUCAAAUCUGAUAAUGUUGCCAAUGCUAUGACUGCUGUUGAUCGAAAAAAUUACUGCCCGUAUGCCCCGUAUCAUGAUUCCCCACAAUCAAUAGGGUAUUCCGCUACCAUCAGCGCUCCCCAUAUGCAUGCUCAUGCACUAGAAAAAUUAAAGGGCCAGCUGAUACCUGGUGAGAAGGCAUUGGAUGUAGGCUCUGGAUCUGGUUACCUGACUGCUUGCAUGGCUAUCAUGCUUGGUGAAACUGGGAGAGUGGUUGGCAUUGAACAUAUACCAGAACUUGUCACUAUGGCCACAAAAAAUAUACAAUCUGAUAACCCACAGUUGCUAACAUCUGACAGAGUUAAAUUAGUUGUUGGUGAUGGUCGCCAGGGCUAUCCAUCAGAGGCACCAUUCAAUGCUAUACAUGUCGGAGCAGCAGCUCCCCAUCUGCCCAAUGCUUUGAUUGAACAGUUGAAACCUGGAGGUAGACUGAUAGUUCCAGUGGGGCCAGAGGGUGGCGAACAACACCUCACGCAGGUGGACAAGGCAGCUGAUGGCACCACUACAGUGAAGAAGUUGAUGAGCGUGAUCUACGUCCCUCUCACUGACAAGGACCACCAAUACCGUUUCCGAACUGGAGGCCCAUGGAAAAGAAGAGAUUUAUAAGACUUAAAAUUACACUAUUUAUUUUAACUUUUGUAUUUUCCAUUAAAUUAAAUUAUUUAAACGAUGUUACAUAA
This is a messenger RNA of Pectinophora gossypiella (pink bollworm), 1137 nucleotides long. RefSeq names its product protein-L-isoaspartate(D-aspartate) O-methyltransferase (gene Pcmt). The record is from RefSeq and is a predicted model, not a curated record. Gene Ontology annotation, cellular component: cytoplasm. Lineage: Eukaryota; Metazoa; Arthropoda; Insecta; Lepidoptera; Gelechiidae. Gene Ontology annotation, biological process: protein modification process. The transcript is spliced from 7 exons. Bases 353 to 1063 code for a protein of 236 amino acids. Gene Ontology annotation, molecular function: protein-L-isoaspartate (D-aspartate) O-methyltransferase activity.